Molecule: messenger RNA, 5027 nt
Organism: Rhinopithecus roxellana (golden snub-nosed monkey)
Lineage: Eukaryota; Metazoa; Chordata; Mammalia; Primates; Cercopithecidae
Gene: ADRA1A
Product: adrenoceptor alpha 1A
Exons: 3
Coding region: 1495-2877 (460 amino acids)
Biological process (GO): cell-cell signaling; regulation of cardiac muscle contraction; adenylate cyclase-activating adrenergic receptor signaling pathway
Cellular component (GO): membrane
Molecular function (GO): alpha1-adrenergic receptor activity
Source: RefSeq, a predicted model, not a curated record
UGCCCGCUGGCAUGCCGGCUUAAUGUUUACGCCUGCAAAAUCCGCAGUGACUGUCACUUGCAAAGCUGCCUCUGCAGAGGGACGUCCUCCUCACUCCGUCCCCCGGCAGUCCCGCUACGGCUGGCAGCUGGAGCCCCUCGGAUGGCCAACAGUGAGGCUUGGAGAGGCGUCGUGGACAGACCUGGGUCGCUUUCAGCCCUCGGGUCCCUCCCGGCUUCGCUCGGGACCUGGCUCUCAAGUCAGCUUGGCUGGUGGACAGACCCGCGCGCUCUGCACACCCGAGUGCGAAUUCCACCGGCAUGAGCGUGAGCGUGCGCGUGGUCCUGGCCCUGCGGUCCCUGGUUCGCAGCGGUUCCCUCUCCCAGGCCGCCCCCUCCAGGUGACUGCGAAGCAACCUGUUCUAAUGGAAACCGAGUACAUCCUCCAGAAUUCCCCGGCUACGAUCGGUGCGACACACUCGCCAGCCGCAAUCGCCCUUCCCGGGCUUCGAGGAUUUUAAUUUCUCGGUACCGGCGCUCGAAAUCCAGCCUUCGAGUGCUGGAGCCUGGGGUUUGGGGGAUUUGUGUUUUUGUUUGUUUGUUUUUCGCUUAGGAUCCUGAACUGGGGCAGAGGUGACUCAGUAGAGCGCGCGAGGCAGGUUCCCAGUGGUGGGGGCGCGAGAUGCGCUCCGGAAUCGCCUCCGCCGCAGCCGGGCGAAGUAGCUUCUGGAUGGAUCGCAGAACCAGCCCGGCUCCCAGCUGGCGUCCCGCAGCCCGUCGAGCUCAGCACAGCCUCUCUCCUUGGGGCGCCUAGCUCACAGCCCGCCUUUUUCUUUGCGCUCUUUCAGGUGGACGCGGUCAAACGAUGCCCGGCAGCCGCCUGUGUCUCAACACAUAUUUCACACCCACGUCCCCUGGCCUGUGCUCCUAGAAGCUGGAGACAGCAGGAGCCUUCGGUGGGGCAGCUCAAAAUGUAGGUAACUGCGGGCCAGGAGCAGCACCCGGAUGCCAUCGGUCCCUGCCUUUGAGCGUCGACGGCUGAUCCUUUGGUUUGAGGGGGAGACUGGCGCUGGAAUUUUGAAUUCCGAUUCUGUGCAGAAUGCUGAAUCUUCCCCGAGCCAGGACGAAUCACACAACGCGGAAAAGCAGACUCUCGUAAUUUUGGAAUUGCAUGUUGCAAGGAGUCUCCUGGAUCUUCACGCCCACCCUCGGGUAGGGAGGGAGUUGGGGUCCGGGCUAGGCCAGUCCAGCAGGUGGAGAGGGUCCCGGGCAGCCCCGCGCGCCCCUGGCCAUGUCGCCUUUAAUGCCCUGCCCCUUCAUGUGGCCUUCUGAGGGUUCCCAGGGCUGGCCAGGGUUGUUUCCCACCCGCGCGCGCGCUCUCACUCCCAGCCAAACCCAGCUGACAGGGCUCCCUCCAGCCAAGACCUUUUGAUUCCCGGCUCCCGCGCUCCCGCCUCCGCGCCAGCCCGCGGGGUGGCCCUGGAGAGCCGGACCUCGCCCGGCCCCGGCUGGGACCAUGGUGUUUCUCUCCGGAAAUGCUUCCGACAGCUCCAACUGCACCCAACCGCCGGCACCGGUGAACAUUUCCAAGGCCAUUCUGCUUGGGGUGAUCUUGGGGGGCCUCAUUCUUUUCGGGGUGCUGGGGAACAUCCUAGUGAUCCUCUCCGUAGUCUGUCACCGACACCUGCACUCAGUCACACACUACUACAUCGUCAACCUGGCGGUGGCCGACCUCCUGCUCACCUCCACUGUGCUGCCCUUCUCCGCCAUCUUCGAGGUCCUAGGCUACUGGGCCUUCGGCAGGGUCUUCUGCAACAUCUGGGCGGCAGUGGAUGUUCUGUGCUGCACCGCGUCCAUCAUGGGCCUCUGCAUCAUCUCCAUCGACCGCUACAUCGGCGUGAGCUACCCGCUGCGCUACCCAACCAUCGUCACCCAGAGGAGGGGUCUCAUGGCUCUGCUCUGCGUCUGGGCACUCUCCCUGGUCAUCUCCAUCGGACCCCUGUUCGGCUGGAGGCAGCCGGCCCCCGAGGACGAGACCAUCUGUCAGAUCAACGAGGAGCCGGGCUACGUGCUCUUCUCAGCGCUGGGCUCCUUCUACCUGCCGCUGGCCAUCAUCUUGGUCAUGUACUGCCGCGUCUACGUGGUGGCCAAGAGGGAGAGCCGGGGCCUCAAGUCUGGCCUCAAGACCGACAAGUCGGACUCGGAGCAAGUGACGCUCCGCAUCCAUCGGAAAAACGCCCCGGCAGGAGGCAGCGGAGUGGCCAGCACCAAGACCAAGACGCACUUCUCGGUGAGGCUCCUCAAGUUCUCCCGGGAGAAGAAAGCGGCCAAAACGCUGGGCAUCGUGGUGGGCUGCUUCGUCCUCUGCUGGCUGCCUUUUUUCUUAGUGAUGCCCAUUGGGUCUUUCUUCCCUGAUAUCAAGCCCUCUGAAACAGUUUUUAAAAUAGUAUUUUGGCUUGGAUAUCUAAACAGCUGCAUCAACCCCAUCAUAUACCCAUGUUCCAGCCAAGAGUUCAAAAAGGCCUUUCAGAAUGUCUUGAGAAUCCAGUGUCUCCGCAGAAAGCAGUCUUCCAAACAUGCCCUGGGCUACACCCUGCACCCGCCCAGUCAGGCCCUGGAAGGGCAGCACAAGGACACGGUGCGCAUCCCCGUGGGAUCAGGAGAGACUUUCUACAGGAUCUCCAAGACGGAUGGCGUUUGUGAAUGGAAAUUUUUCUCUUCCAUGCCCCGUGGAUCUGCCAGGAUUACAGUGUCCAAAGACCAAUCCUCCUGCACCACAGCCCGGUCUACCUUGUGUUUUAAAGGGACACACACCCAUAACAUGAAGCCAGCUUCCUGUCCACGACUGUUGUCCUUACUGCCCAAGGAAGGGGAGCAUUUGAAGCAAAUGCACGAGUGAAGCAAACCCACCACUCAUCCUGUGAACCACUGUCUUUGGAAUCCACCCCAGGAGCCCAGGAGCCUUGCCUGUCACAUGGAUUUAUUUCUUUAUCAAGAAUCCAUCUGACUAAGGCACAAAUCCAACAUAUUACUGUUGCUGAUGCAAGAAAAACAGUAACUUAAGGAAUGAUCAUGAAUGCAAAGGGCAAGAGGAAAAGAGCCUUCGGGGACAAAUAGCUCGAUUUUUUGUAAAUCAGUUUCGUACAACCUCCCUCCCCCAUUUCAUUCCUAGAAGUUCAUUGAGAAUGAUCAGCCAUGUGUAGGGUAUGAGGAAUUCCAUAAGGCACCCCAGUUUCUUCAAUAAGUAAAUGGCAUUUUAAAAAGGGGAACUUUUAUGGGUUAAAAUAUUCUUACGAGAUGCAUUCAUCAAGUAUACUGUAUAAGCCUUGUUCAUUUAGAUUUUUAUUAAAACAAAGUGUAAAAAGACAUUUUUGAAGUAAUUGGAGAAAAUUAAGAAGAGGCUGGGUCCUAUUAGAUGUUAGAUAAUUAGAUUGUUACUUUAAAUUUUGUUGGAUGUGAUAAUGGCAUUGUUCUUAACUGGUAAGUGCAUAUCGAAGUAUGUUUACAAUUUGCUUUAAAGUUUUAUUGCCAAAAGUGGAGAAGCAAGGGUGAAAGAUGAAAUAAGAAUGGCAGGCAAGGCCACACGCAGUUCUUCCAUGUUUGUGCAUGUUUGAAAUUUUUCAGAAUAAAAUAUUUUUAAAAGGAAAAAGGCACAUUUAACUUGUAAAAGUCAGUGUCCCUUGAAUUCUGAAACAUUCAUAGACAUGAAAAUCAUGCUGCAAAACAAAAUCCCCUUUGUUCAAAGAGAGCUGCUGUUGCACUCUCUGCUCUCUCAUUUCUUUAUUCCCUCUGUAAUAUUCAGUGUAGGCUGACUGUGCUCCAGCCCCAAGUCCAGGGGGUGGAGAAUAGCAAGGGCAGAGACAUAGUCCUUGACCUCCAAGCAUCUAUGAUAUUGAUACAGUGCCAUGGGAGCUUGGUGGAGGGCCUCAGUCAACUGCAGAGUUAGGCUUCUCAAAAGUGAUGAUCUCUAUGGUGAGUCUUGGAGGACACAAUGGGGUGGGGAACAGAAACAGUUGCAAAGAAGGGAGGAAUCUGUGCAAAGGCCCAGGGGCUGGUAAACCUUGGGCGUGUGGUGGGGCUGCUGCCUCCUCCCAAAUGUCAGGGCACAGGGAAGUCAGUCUCGCUUAUCACGGUGACCACUUGGCUCUACAAACCCCCACUGCCCAAGUCCCCACAGGCAAACCACACAACUGCUCUUCUUCUCACUCUUUUUUUAAGCCAAGAAAGAACUCACUGAAACAGCCAGUCGGUGGUGAGUCCAAGGCUUUCCUGACAGAGUAACCAUGUUUGGCUUGGCUGAAAAUCACAAAGCCUUGGUUUUCCAGUUGUCUGAUUCUCUUUGUUCUCAAGGCCUGGUGCAGCAUUACAGUGGGAUGGCCAAACAGAAAAAAAAAAAAAAAAAAAAAAAAGGAGGUCUAUUUCUCUCUCUUCACACAAAUAAAUAUUUGCUCAAGAAUGGAAGUGCCUAAUUCUUAAGAAUAACCAAAUGCUUUGGACGUCUAAACAAGCAAAUCAUAUACAAGGCAAUUCAGUGUUCCUACUAAUUGAGAAAUUGUUUUUAGCAAGAAGAUGUUCUGCAGCAUGUUUUUAAAAAACAAGUUUUCCAACAGCAACAACAACAACAACAACAAACAGAAAAUAACUGAAUCACUAUAAUACCCCCAAAGGCUGACUUUCACAUCACGGAAGGGUCACAUCUCACGCUACACUGAAGCAUAUGAAACAGCGUCUGCUCGUGUUAGAAACCUGAUGGACUAGAGGUGGGGGCGCAGAAAUGAACACAAAAGGGACAGACUUGAAGCUGCACUUUUGCAAUCAACUAGCAGUUAGGAAGGACUUGACUUGCUGGGGCUAAGGAAAACAAAUUUGGAGGUUCAUUUUGCCUGUGAAAUUAAAAUUAUACUUCAGUAAAUAAAGCUGACGCCAUUUAACCAUGAACCCAGUGACAUUUCCUGGCUUGCUGCAGCGUUUCUGCUUGUCUCCUUGUUACAUUUGUUCAAAAUACAAACACAGCAUUUCCACGUUGCCACAGAAGCAAAUGUGGGCUGA